UACAAAAAAUAAACAAAGAACAGGAAAAUCUAAACGAAGAUUAAGAACACCUGAAAAUGAAGAUCCAGAACCAUAUGUACCACCAGGAAUGAUUUUAGAUAUGCUUGUUACUUGGGAUCCAAUACAAAAAAAAUAUAUACCAAUUUUAAAUAGAAAUGGUAAAAUUACAAAUCAGUAUAAAAAUGGAAUUUAUAUACAACAUUUAUAUGGACGACAUUUCAGACCAAGAUAUGAACCAGUACAUAAAGUUGGAGAACAAUUUUUAAAUUAA
This is a messenger RNA of Cetraspora pellucida, 271 nucleotides long. Lineage: Eukaryota; Fungi; Glomeromycota; Glomeromycetes; Diversisporales; Gigasporaceae. The record is from the annotation of a GenBank genome assembly.